ACUCCUAACCCUGAUCAUCCGUAUGGUUAUACAAAUAUGAGAUAUGUAUCUUCUUUAAUAUCUGGUGUUGGUAUCUUUUGUGUUGGAACUGGUCUAUCGAUUUAUCAUGGAAUUCAUGGCCUUCUUUAUCCUUCGACAAUAGAAUCUUUUUAUUGGGCAUAUUUUAUAAUAUUUGGUUCUUUAGUAUCAGAAGGAGCAACUUUAUUAGUAGCAAUACAAUCAAUAAAAAGAGGAGCGGAAGAAAAACGACAAACAUUUAAAGAAUAUGUAUUAGCAGGACAAGAUCCAUCCGUGAAUGUUGUACUCACGGAAGAUUUAGCAGCGGUGAUUGGUCUUGUAUGCGCAGCUGCCUGCAUGGGUUUAACUUCUCUUUUAGAAAAUCCAAUGUUUGAUGCAAUUGGAUCUCUUUUGGUUGGUGGUCUACUUGGUGCAGUAGCUGGAUUUAUAAUACAUACAAAUGCUGCUGCUUUAAUUGGAAGAAGUAUAUCUCAAGAAGAUCUUGACAAGAUUAACGCGGAAUUGGAAUCGGAUAUAAUGGUUCGAGCAAUUUAUGAUGUUAAGGGUAUCGAUAUGGGUAAUAAUUUAGUUCGAUACAAGGCUGAAUUAGACUUUGAUGGAAGAGAAUUAACAAGAUCUUAUUUAGAGAAACAUGAUCUCGUUGUAAUGUUAAAGGAAGUAACAGGCAUGACAGAUAUAAAAGAAUUGGAAGCGUUUAUGUUAAAACAUGGAGAAGCUAUUGUAGAUAUGCUUGGUGGAGAAAUAGAUAGAAUGGAACUGAAUUUGAAGAAAAAACAUCCGGAGAUUCGACAUUGCGAUUUGGAAAUUUUGUAAAUGUUUCUAUAUAAUAAAACAAAACUAAUAAAUUACGUAAACUUUAAUGUAAAUAAUGUUCAUAAAUUUUGCGUAAUGUAUCGUAUUUACUUGUUGUAUUUACAUAAUAUUUAUAUAGAUAUAGUAUGCUUAUAUUUCUUUAUAUACCAAAAAAAAAAAGCUAAAUAAAUUUGAAUUUCUUAUA
Molecule: messenger RNA, 1015 nt
Organism: Apis florea (little honeybee)
Lineage: Eukaryota; Metazoa; Arthropoda; Insecta; Hymenoptera; Apidae
Gene: ZnT49B
Product: solute carrier family 30 member 9
Biological process (GO): transmembrane transport; intracellular zinc ion homeostasis; zinc ion transport
Cellular component (GO): endoplasmic reticulum; membrane
Molecular function (GO): monoatomic cation transmembrane transporter activity
Source: RefSeq, a predicted model, not a curated record